Molecule: messenger RNA, 3915 nt
Organism: Leguminivora glycinivorella
Lineage: Eukaryota; Metazoa; Arthropoda; Insecta; Lepidoptera; Tortricidae
Exons: 2
Coding region: 143-2920 (925 amino acids)
Source: RefSeq, a predicted model, not a curated record
CUUAACGAUGAUGUCAUUUUUCGUCCGCAUCGAAGGGCGUUUCUCAGGUGUUUGUUGUGUUUAAGGUUGUGUUUUGAUUUCACGUCGGUUGUUUAUCGGUUAUCUUAUUAUGGUGAACUGAAAUUCAUAUUGGGGAUUUAAGAUGACUCCUUCAAUCAAAUUAUCUGGAAAUCUUGGACAACGACAUCGAUCCUUCAACACUUUAGUCCAUGAAGCUUAUCUUCGAAAUGCAGCCAUUUCAGACCAGACACUUCCAGAAGAAUCUGCUUUAGACCGGCUUUUCAAAAUAGACCUUGCAUCAAAGAAAAAUGAUGUAAACUACAUCAUUAACACACUAAAAGAUGACGAUAUGCUGUAUGUAAGCAGAGCUUUAAAAAGCCUUUGGCUUCUAGACACAGAAUAUUCAAAGAUAAUCAACCCAAAGUUCCUAGAACAUGAACUCUUUCCCCAAAUGACAUUAACAGCUGUAAACAAAAUGAGACACUGGAUUCAGAUACAUUUAAAAGAUCCACAAAGAUGUAAAGAGUUCUAUCAGUUUUAUAAAGAGAGGAACUUUGAUAUUGCCUCCAAAUUUCUGUGGCAUUGUUCCAAUGACUAUAUUUUAACAGAGUUCAGUAAUAUAUUGGACAAAAUCACGCCAAAACUUUUGAAACGGCUUAGCGAAAAGACUCCACAAGUUACAAAGAUUUAUUACGAUAACGUAAAGGACAACGAAAAGCUUUUAAAGUAUUAUCUGGAGAAAAGUGGAGCGUUUUUUGAUAAUGUUAAAUAUCUUUUGAAACAAAAUCCUGAUGUAUUUUUCUAUAUAUUAGAAAACUUUUUCGUUCAUCAGCAAUUCAAUAAAUUGAACGCCGUGGUUUCGAAGUAUAUAAUGAAAAAUCACAAAGACAGGUUCCAGAGUAAGUCAGAGCUGUAUACUGUAUGGUUUCUUGAUAUAGAAAUAGUAGGAAAACAUUUAGGUACUGAAGAGAUCAAGGAUUUAGUGUUGAAACUAGCAAGAGCAGAGUAUUUAAAAUCUUGGUUUACUUACCAAAAUGUGGAACCCUUAAUAAAGUGUUUGAGUGAAGAUGAACGAAAAACUUUGAAGAAAUUAAUAUUUGUUGAUAAAGAUUUGGGAGCUACUGUAAAAGAAUGGCCGUAUCCAAUACCAACUCCACCAGAGUUGAAACCACCUCAGACAAGUCUGUUUGAUGAUGCAGAAAGAAGAGACUUCGACCUUUAUUACGAAGAUGAUUGUUUAAUGAGCAUGCGAUGUGGUGUGUCUUUUAAAUCAGCGAUGAAAUAUUCCCAGGUAUGCAGGAAUACCCUGUUAAACGAGUUGUUUGACAAAUAUCGUUUCUCCAACUAUAAAGAAACUUACAAUGAACUCAAGAAACAGUUGAGAGCCGAGAGCUCUCCACAGAAUCGUCUGUUUAUGCUGCUUGUUCUUGUCAGUAAGACUGGUGGCAAGACUGAAGAUGUCGUGUCUUUGUUAGAUCUUCUAGCUCAGUACAAGAAUGAGCCCGUCCAUAUCCGAGCUUCUAUAAUCAGGAGCUUGGUGAAGCGAGCGUUUGUGUGGCGUCUGCCAAGUGAGCAUUGGACGAGGCUCUUAGAAUGGGGACAUGGAUUGGGAUUGGAUGGAAGUGCCCAUGAAGCGGAGUGCUAUGAGGGACUACAUGCAGUUGUAAUACGAGAUUUGCUUGCUAACGUUAAGCCAAGUGUGGCAGUUUGGGAAAAGUUUCUAAACGAUUUUGAUUCUCUGGAAGGGUAUUCAUUUACUGUUGAAGAGCGUAGUUGUGUUAGUUCUCGACUGUCGUCGUUGCUUUUAGAAGACGCUCAAUCUGACCCAGAAAAACCCAAAUUGAAACAACUGACGUAUUUGCUGAAUACUCUUCGUGCAUACCGUUUGCGGUACGACUACUUCCCUGGCACCAUCGACGUAAUAGCAUCAGCUGUCAAGUGCUAUUGGAAUAAUUCUAAUGAUGAAUUGCGAACAGAUAUUAACUGGUUACUUCGCCAACUGUUCGAUGCUAAAGUAGCGAGAAAACGUCUAAUAAAAGAAUUCUUUGAAAUGUAUCAGACAGAUGAAUCGUAUCUUAAUGCAUUACGACACGAUUUGUCUCUUCUCCAGAAUACUAAAACAUUUGAAAAACUCAUUGAUGCAAAAAAUUUGAAACAUGACAGGUUUUUCCAGAAACUGGCACUUUACUUUAUGGAGAAAGAUGGAUUAGGAGAACAAUAUUUUACCUUGCUAGAAAGUCAAGCCACUUCCGAGAAUGAGAAAAUUGAAAAAAGCAAGGCGAGCUUUUCAGACGAACGUGGAACUAAACCAAUAUAUCAAUUUCUAGCGAAGCCCCUGGCAAUGCUUUCGGGAGUCAAAUUUGCAUGUCUUAUAAAAACCUUUGAUGCAGCACAGCCUAAAACAGCUAAGCGUCAACUGGCUGCCGCGUUAAGAGCUAACGCACACCUUGUUAGACCAGCUUUUGACUUAAAAUCUUUAGGAUGGCGUAAUGCAGGAGCUAAGGCUGUAGCCAAUCGUUUAUCUAUAUGCAGGCAAAACCAUGUGGAAGAGAAUCUUACAGAAGCUUUAUCUUGGACACGUACGUUAGGACUUGCACUGGCUUUGGCGCGACGAGUCAAUAAAGAACAGGUUGUUUUCAAGGUAUAUUCUUCUAAAAGACCUAAGAAAGCACUUCAAGCAGCGUUGCGAUACCUUCAUUAUAAAAAAGACAAAUCAGAUCUAAGCGUUUGGGACAUGGUGAAACCUCAGGUUUCGGAAGCAAGUCCUCGGCAGUUGCGUUCAUAUUUGGAAUCAACUGAAUCAGUACCAGAAGCUAUCAAGGCUGAGUACUGCUUCCUUGUCUACUUAGCAUUUAAAAAAGUGUGCCCGACAUGGAGUGGGAAGCUUUAUCGAAAAUCCCUGCUGUGUUACCAGAGUUAGACGAAAAAUACAUUUUCGAUGCGAACAACGCUUUACUCGGUGAUUAUUUCCCACAGAAGGGGAUAGAUUACAAUAAAAGGAAAUGUGCUUUUGUGUAUACACAGAUAAUUGCUAAAUUUCUGGUUCUUAGUACUACGGAAGAGAUGUCGGAAGAAAGAUUUAGCAAGGUGGGACUGCCUUUGCUACAUCGACUUGAAUUGUUGUGGAGAAAAUCUUCGCCUAAAGAGUCACCAGAUCAAUAUUACCUUGAUAAUUUGUUGUUUUACUUAAAAUACAACAAAGCUUAUUUUAAUCCUAAGUACGUAUCGUGUCUACCUUUGUUGCAGAAAAUUACCGAAUGGAUGCACGGGUUCUUGCCUAUAGAGAAGUGGUUUGAGAAAUAUGUGUCCGUGCAUUUAACCAUGCUUUAUUUUAAAUCAGUGAGGCAUUGCAUCAAAGAACACCCGGAGUUCUUCGGAGAACCUAAAAAACUGGAAGGCGCUCACAUGAUGGGGAUGAUUUUCGGCAAAUUUAUAGCUGAAGAGAUAGAAGAAUUGAAUAAGAAAUAUUUUCCUACCAUAACGGAAAUGUAUGGUGCAGAUCUUGUUGAUUAUUUUAAUACGCAUUUUGUUCGUAAUGUAGAUGAAAGUGUAGAGAAAUUCACAGUAGCUGUCUUGACUGGACUACUGUCGACUAAUUCGAAGGCUUCAUGUAUUCUUGCAAAUUACGCUUUUCAAGAAUUUAGAAAUCGAUUGAAAAUUGACUAUGUAAACGACAUUUUGAAGAAAUUCCAGAAAAGCGAAGUCAAAGAAGUGCGCUUUGGGCACGAUCUUGAGUAGCGAUAUCAAAUUCAAACUAAACAAAAAUUUCUUAAAUAACUAGAUUAUAUCAUGUGUUUUUAGUUUUAAUAUUUUUUAGACGUUAUAAAUUUUAUUUUUGCCGAGCAAUUUAAAUAACCGCUAUUUAAAAAUUAUAAAGGAAAAAUGGUAAUUAAGUAAUAAAAAUACUGUUAUAUU